Molecule: messenger RNA, 372 nt
Organism: Microthlaspi erraticum
Lineage: Eukaryota; Viridiplantae; Streptophyta; Magnoliopsida; Brassicales; Brassicaceae
Source: the annotation of a GenBank genome assembly
AUGGAGAACACUGUGAACAUGUUUCAGAAGAAGAGCGAGACCACAAGAUCACCGACUAGGCUGCAGCGGCGAGCACCCACUGCUCUGCAUCUUGAUCACGUUCCCGAGAAUCCCUUUCUGCAGCAGUCUUGUGAAACGGUCGCAACCACAGCUAUUCCUCUGCUUUCACCUCUCUUUGUUUCUCCAAAUCUGCACACUAGAGAAGAGGACGAUUUCAGGUUUCCGGUGGGUUUUACAGACAAGAACGGGUCUCAACCAUCAAUGGACCACAAAGAAGGGUGGCAAUAUUCGGCUAAGGCUGACAAUAGCAACCAGAUGGCCCUCUUGAGUAUGUUUCAGACCAAGUUCGUGCUUGUGGAUCAAUCACAGUGA